AUGUCAAUCACACCACUGUAUAGCGACCCCCUCUACCUUACUCGUUCAGCUAGUCCCUAUUACAAGGACUCGCAUCUCCGACUCCAGCAUGAGCUUCGAGAAUACGUUGCCACUCACAUAUCGCCAUUCUGCGAAGAAUGGGAGCUCAAGGGCAAAGUUCCCGCCGAUGUGCUCGCUCGCCAUGCCGAACUUGGAUAUGCCGCCGUAUCGGUAUAUCCCCUCGCUACCGAAUAUCUCAACGGACAGCGUCUGCCUGCUGACAUUCAGCCCGCCGAGUGGGAUGGAUUCCACGAUCUCAUUUUCAUCGACGAGAUGGCCAGGUGCGGAUACCUAGGGGUGAUAUGGGGUCUCAGCUGUGGAAACUCUAUUGGAGCUCCUCCGCUAGUCAACUUUGGCAGUCAUGAGCAAAAGCUUCACUUCCUGCCUGACGUACUACAAGGAAGAUCCAGGUUCUGUUUGGGUGUGACUGAGCCAGAUGCCGGGUCAGAUGUAGCGAACCUGACAACCACUGCUGAGCGUCGCGGCGACCAUUAUGUAGUCAACGGGGCCAAGAAAUGGAUCACAAACGGCGUCUUUGCCGACUACUGCAUGGCAGCAGUAAGAACGGGAGGACCAGGAGCAAAGGGUGUCACAGCUCUCAUUAUACCGCUGAAGGCGAAGGGUGUUUUGUGCAAGCAGAUGCACAAUUCUGGUGUUAGUGCCAGUGGCUCGACCUAUAUCGAAUUCGACGACGUUGAGGUACCCGCACAGAACUUGAUUGGACGGGAAAAUGAGGGCUUUGCCAUCGUCAUGUCAAACUUCAACCACGAGAGACUUUGGCUGGCGUGUACGAGUCUUCGCAUGGCCCGUGUAUGCGCCGAAGACGCAUUCAAGCAUGCCAUAAUUCGCGAGACAUUUGGAAAGAAGCUUAUCGAGAACCAAGUAAUCCGCAGCAAGAUCUCCCAGUUUGGGCGGAGCAUCGAUCCUGCUUAUGCUUGGAUGGAGCAACUUGUCUUCCUGAUAGAGCACGGAAAACAAACAGGUCAAGAUCCAGCAAUCAGUGGUCCGAUCGCGAACCUUAAGGUCCUUGCUGGUCAGACCCUCGAGCGGGUCAAUCGCGAGGCACAACAGAUCAUGGGCGGUCUUGGAUACUCCCGUAAUGGUCGCGGGGCAAGAAUAGAACAGAUCAGUCGCGACGUGAGGGUUAUGGUGGUCGGUGGUGGUAGCGAAGAGAUACUAGUCGAUCUUUCGGUUAGUCAGGAGAUGAGAGCCAUGAAGCAGUUGCGUGGGCUGAAGGAGUCUCGAUUGUGA
Messenger RNA from Alternaria postmessia, 1290 nucleotides. RefSeq lists its product as uncharacterized. Lineage: Eukaryota; Fungi; Ascomycota; Dothideomycetes; Pleosporales; Pleosporaceae. Gene Ontology annotation, molecular function: flavin adenine dinucleotide binding; oxidoreductase activity, acting on the CH-CH group of donors. The record is from RefSeq and is a predicted model, not a curated record. The transcript is spliced from 4 exons. The coding region runs from base 1 to 1290 and encodes 429 amino acids.